AUGUCGACCACGAUCAAGGCAAGUGAUGUGGUGGAAAAGCUUGCCUCAGCGAUGAUGCAGGAACGUCAGCAACUGAUGGAAAACGCACAAGCCUCUGUGGUCGCAUCGCAAAGAAUCAAAGAUCUCGAAGCUGUACAUAAGACAUGGAGUGCGUGGAGAGAACAACUUCAAUGUGUGCAGGACACACAACGGCUUUGUGAAACAGAAAAAGACAAGGACAUGCUGGAGAUGGCUGAGCAAGAGCUCAGUCAGAUGCGUGAUGAGGCAGACGCGCGGCACGAAGCACUUAAACAGCAGAUUCUCUCAAACUCGCGCAGCAUUCAGAGCAAAGGAGCGAUUAUGGAGCUGCGGCAGGGUGUGGGAGGACAGGAAUCCUGCUUGUUCCUUGGGGAAAUGCUACGUAUGUACAUCAAGUUUUGUGAGACGCGUGCACAAAAAGCACAAGAUGAAGACGAUCCAUCGAUGCUUGGUGCUGGUUGGUCCACGGACCUGUUGUCUGCAACCCCUGUGGAUGUAUCAGCAACUAGCGGUGCUGGUGACGCUUAUCGAGAAGCCAUUUUACAAAUUCACGGCCCAAAUGCAUUUGAGGCACUCCGAUUCGAAGCCGGUGUGCACCGUGUGCAAAGAAUCCCGGCAACUCAGAACUUGGGAAAGUUGCAAACAAGCACAAUGGCCAUAAUUGUGCUGCCAAUGCAGGCAGAAAAUGAUGUAUCGAAAGACAUUGUCGAUUCAAAAGACGUAAGAGUCGAGACGAUGCGCGCUCGCGGCGCUGGCGGUCAACAUGUGAAUAGGACAGAAUCGGCCGUGCGUCUCACGCACGAUCCCUCCGGCAUUACAGUAUCCAUGCAGGAUUCGCGAAGCCAGCAUCAGAACCGCGUCAAAGCGUGGGAUGUGCUUCGUGCGCGUCUCUUAGACAUCCAUUUACAGAAAGAGGCGAGUGAGAAUCGCGCUUUGCGUCGCUCACAGGUCGCAAGUGCCGAGCGAAGCGAACGCGUGAGGACGUACAACUUUCCGCAAGAUCGAGUCACUGACCAUCGCAUUGGGAUCUCACUUUCCGACAUCCAUCGGUUCAUGGAUGGCGAUGACAGUAGUGGAACAGGUCUCUCAUAUCUGAUUGAAGAGCUCAUGGCUCGAGAAGAUGAAAUUCGGCUGCAUGCCUUGCUUGAGUCUCAAGAAGCAAAGGCGUAA
Molecule: messenger RNA, 1188 nt
Organism: Malassezia globosa CBS 7966
Lineage: Eukaryota; Fungi; Basidiomycota; Malasseziomycetes; Malasseziales; Malasseziaceae
Exons: 1
Coding region: 1-1188 (395 amino acids)
Biological process (GO): translational termination
Molecular function (GO): translation release factor activity
Source: RefSeq, a predicted model, not a curated record